GAAAGGGGGUGGGAUGACAAAAGGUGUAACAGAGAGAGGGAGAGCGCUGGGGAACUCAAGCAAUGGGAAGGGGGAAGGGGAGGGGCCGAUAGAGCGUGUGUGUGUGUAUGUGUGUAGGAGAGCAAAAGAGGGAGGGGUGAGUGUGUGGCUGAGGCACCACUGAAUGAGGAAGCAGCAGAGCCAUUUUUACUGUUGAGUAACAGCACGCCGCUAUACCGGAGGGAGAGAGACCGAUCGAGGGGAAUCUGAAUCGGUGUGCCGCCUCCUGUACGCUGUCGGCGGACCGUCUCUGGCCUCUCUUUCCUCCCCCCCCCCCACCCUCGGCCACUGGUGUCCAUUUGAGUGGGGGAGUCCCUGGGAGAGGAGACACACAAUGGAGCGAAGAGCCUGUGGCAACUGGGCCGUUGUGCUUCUGAGAGGGGGAUGGGGCAGGGAAAAGACCGGCUCUCACAGCUAACACAACCCGCAGGCAGCAGGCCCCUACAGCCGCACUUCUUGGCCGAAAAACCUCCCGAGCUCCCGGCUUGUCUUCUCUUUUUUUUGUAGUUUGGAAAUACAGACAACCCAGUACUCGAAAUGGAUUUAAACGAGAGUACCUAAAUGACCGGGAUUUUACGAUACAAACUGGAACCCUGAGAGUGAAUCUCUUCCUGUGUUUUGUGAUUGAGAGAAGGCUUAGGAGAGGACAGGAAAACUUGUCUUUUUGUUCUUUUUACUGGAGUUUCGCCAUCUUUCUGUGGCGUGUUUUAAAUGGAUUACAAGAUGCAUGCCAAGUCAAACGAUUUGCUGGAUUUUCAGAAACUGGAUGCCCUUCUGGAAAAAAUUGCACACUCUGUUUCCAUGAAAAGAGAGUCCAGUGAGGAGUGCAAUGGGAUCAGCAGUGCUCUGUCAGUGGAGUCUGUGCCGGGGCCAAGACUGAACUGGUGUCCCACCAACACCACCGCCUUCGCCCCUGCCCCUGCUCCUGCUCCACCUCAGCUUCCACCACCCGCUCCGGGACCCCAACCUGCACGCCACUUUCCUAGCAUGGGGGACGGCCUGAAUGCUUCCCAGAUGUCGGGAAGCAGCAGCAGCAGCAGCAGCCAGGGGCAGCCCCCAGCUAAGGUGCACGUGGGCGGCACCGGGGCCAACCCCCUCCCCCCGGAGUACAUCAACCCCAACAGACCCAAGCGGCAGACCAACCAGCUGCAGUACCUGCUGAAGGUGGUGCUCAAGUCCCUGUGGAAGCACAACUUCGCUUGGCCUUUUCACCUGCCGGUGGAUGCUGUCAAGCUCAGCCUGCCUGACUACUACAAUAUUAUCAAAUAUCCUAUGGACAUGGGAACAAUCAAGAAAAGGCUUGAAAACCAUUACUACUGGAAUGCCCAAGAAUGUAUCCACGACUUCACCGCCAUGUUCACCAACUGCUACAUAUACAACAAGCCAGGAGACGACAUAGUCCUGAUGGCCGAGGCCCUGGAGAAGGUGUUCCUCCAGAAGGUGUCCGAGAUGCCCGAGGAGGAGACCGAGAUCGUCGUCAUGACGGGGAAGGGCCGCGGCCGGGGCAGGCGAGAAGGAGGUAUGAGCAUGAAGCCGGGGCCCCUGGUGGAUUCGCCGAACACGACCCCUCACACACGUGGCCUGUCAAACCUCUCCGCUCCGCCUCAGACCCGGGGGCCGAUGCAGGGCCCCCCGUCGCUACCUCCCCAGCCUGUGAUGCAGGCCCUCCCGCCCCGCGUGCCCCCUACGUUACCCAGCCACGCGCCGCAGCUGGGAGCCCCCUACUCCAUGGCCCCCAUGGACUGCAUCCCUCAAGCACACGUCAUGCCCCUCUUGCCGGCCCCCACCCACACCACCCUCCCGCCUCUGGCCAUCCAGAGCUCGGCCCCCAUGCUGCAGAACACCCUCCCGCCGAUGAUCAAACCGAGAAAGAGCCAGAAGAGGAAAGCGGACACCACAACGCCCACGGCCAACGACCAGAUGAGCGAGUCGUCGCCGGCGGCCGAGUCCAAGUCGGGCAAGACGUUGCCCAGGCGGGAGGGCGUGCGGCCCAACAAAGUCAUCAAGAAAGAGGCGCCCGACUCCCAGCACCACGUAGCCAUGGGUACGGGGGCCAGCGGCGGCGGGCUCAGCCCCAAGCCCCAGGACCAGCUGGGCUACUGCGGCAGCCUGGUGAGAGAGAUGCUCUCAAAGAAGCACACGGCCUACGCCUGGCCCUUCUACAAGCCCGUGGACGUGAACGCGCUGCGGCUCCACGACUACCACGAGAUCAUCAAACACCCCAUGGACCUCAGCAGCAUCAAGGCCAAGCUGGAGAACAGGCAAUACCGGGAAGCCCAGGAGUUUGCUGCGGACGUGCGGUUAAUGUUUUCAAACUGUUACAAGUACAACCCCCCCGACCACGAAGUUGUGGGCAUGGCACGCAAGCUACAGGACGUGUUUGAGAUGCGCUUCGCCAAGAUGCCGGACGAGCUGGACAUGAAGCCGAUGGCGGUGCCGCCGCCCCCCACGCUGCUGCACCACCCCGCCCCCGUCAAGCCCCAGCCCCCGCUGGGCCGCAUCGGCUCCUCCUCCGACAGCUCCAGCUCCUCCUCCUCCUCCUCCUCCUCCUCCACGGACGACUCUGAGGAGGAGCGGGCCCAGCGGCUGGCCGAGCUCCAGGAGCAGCUGAAGGCGGUCCACGAGCAGCUGGCCGCCCUCUCCCAACCGCAGGCCACCAAGCCCAAGAGGAAGGAGAAGGAGAAGGAAAAAGAGAAGAAGGAGAAGAAGAAGGAGAAGCAUAAGAAGAAGGGAGGCCUGAUGACGGCCCUGGUGGACGAGAUCCAGGAGCCCAUGCCGGUGCUGCAGCUCCCCAAGAAGGUCAAGACCAGCCACAGUAGCAGCAAGGACCUGCUGCCCAAGAAGAAGCCCAGUAAGAAGGACGGCGUCAAGAACAGCCACCCGCCCACCCUGCUACCCACCCCCAGCCUGGAGGACGAGCCGGCCGCGGCCAUGGCCAUGUCGGCCGGCUCGUCGGCCACGUGGGAGAAGUGCAAGCCCAUGUCCUACGAGGAGAAGCGGCAGCUCAGCCUGGACAUCAACAAGCUGCCGGGCGACAAGCUGGGCCGCGUGGUCCACAUCAUCCAGUCCCGCGAGCCCUCGCUCAAGAACUCCAACCCGGACGAGAUCGAGAUCGACUUCGAGACGCUGAAGCCGUCCACGCUGCGGGAGCUGGAGCGAUACGUGUCCACCUGCCUCCGCAAGAAGAAGAAGGUUUCAGUGGAGAAACCGGCGGAGGCCCUGAUGGUCGCCUCCAAGAAGGCGGGCUCCUCCUCGGAGAGCAGCGGCUCCAGCUCAGACAGCGAGGCGGAGGUGACCGGCCUGAUCCCCAAGCUGCAGAAGAAGAAGAGCCAGUUAGUGAAGGACGGGAAGAAGAGCCACCCGCACGUGCACAGCGGACCCCCUGGCCUCAUUUCCCAGGCCCCCGGCCUCCAGGCCACCAUCCACAUGAAGCCCCAGCCGCCGCAGCAAGCCCCGGCCCCCGGCUUCAUGGCGGGCCCCGUCGCCGCCCUGGAGUCCUCGCAGAUGCUGGAGAACAGCUUCGACCCGUUGCCCCACUUCGGCCAGCCCCUCAUGCAUCUCCCCCAUCACGCAGGCAACGCCGCCUCGCCCGCGGCCCCUCAACACAACGCCCACCCGGCCGCCGGCCCCGCGUCCCCGGAGACGCACCCCUUCCUCAACCAGCAUCCGGCGCUCACGCCCGCAGGUGAGACCCCGUCCCUGCACAACGCCAUGCCCCAGCAGCCCUCCCGGCCCAGCCACAAGGCGGCCGCCAUGCCGGCCAAGCCCCCUCUGCAGCAGCAGCAGGCCGUGGCCCCGCCCCAGCCCCAACCCGCCAUGCCCGUCCCCCAGCACCCACAGCCGCCCCCAGCCCCCCAGCAGCAGCAGCAGCAGCAGCCGCCCCCACAGCAGCAGCUGCAGCCCCAGUCCUCGGCGCCGCCACCGGCGCCACCGCCGCCGCAGCAGCAGCAGCACCAACAACACCAACUCCCGCCGCACAUCCUGCACCCCCCCCAGCCCCUCCACCAGCGGCCCCUGUCCCUGUCCCCGCCCACCCUCACCCCGCAGGGCCUGCUCUCCUCCCAGCCCCCCCAGAUGCUGCUGGAGGAGGACGACGAGGAGCCCGGGCCGACGAUGCCCCUCAGCCAAAUGCACCUGUACCUGCAGCAGCUGCAGCAGGGGCGGCAGCCCCAGCAGCCCCAGCAGCUCAUGCAGUCCCUCCAGGCACAGGCCCGGCAGCAGCAGCAGCAGCAGCAGCAGCAGCAGCAGCAGCAGCAGCAGCAGCAGCAGCAACAACAACAACAACAGCUGCAGCAACAGCAACAACAGCAGCAACAACAACAACAACAACAACAACAGCUGCAGCAACAGCAACAACAGCAGCAGCAGCAGCAGCAGCAGCAGCAACAACAGCAGCAGCAGCAGCCGGUUCAGCAGCUGUCUGCCCAGCCCCUGAUGCAGUCUGUCCAGGUUCAGUCUCAGCUGGCGUCGCUGGCCCCGCCAGAGCUCUCGGCCCAGGCUCAGGCCCCCCCGGCCCCGUCGCACCAGGCCAAGCCCCAGCAGAUGCCCAUGCACCAGGCGCGCCACAUGCAGCACACCCAGCAGACGCAGCAGCAGCAGCAGAUGGGCUACCAGCAGGGCCCUGGACAGGCCGCCGGGCCCCAGAGUUCCCAACACAAAGUGCCGGGGCUGUCGGCCAAACCUCAGCAUAACAUCAUCCAUCAGCAGCAGCAGCAGCAGCCCUCCCCACGACAGAUCAAGGCCGACCAUUACAACGCAGGCCACCACCGCGACAACCCGUCGCCCCUCAUGAUGCAUUCCCCGCAGCUGCCGCAAUAUCCACCCGUAGUCCACCAGUCUCCACCUCACAGCAUGCAGCCCAAAAAGCAGCAGAGGGUACCUGUAAGCCACGCUGGACCAAAGGAGGAGCGGCUAGCUCCCUCGCCCGUCAUGAGAGGGGAGCCCUUCAACCCUGCCAUGAGGCCAGACCAUCACAAACACCCCGACAGCAAGCCCUCCAUAGCAGGCCACGGCCAACAGAAUGCGAAGUCCAUGGACAGCUCGCGGCCUGUCAUACGCUCCUCUGAGUCCAGUGGACCCCCACCCUCUCUGCAGGACAAAGAGAAGUUCAGGCAGGAGUCCAAGGCGCCAGUGGCCCCCAAAAAGGUACAGGAGGUGAAGCUGAAGAACAUGGGCUCGUGGGCCAGCCUGGCGCAGAAGGCCACGUCGGCGCCGUCGUCGGCGCUGAAGUCGUCGAGCGACAGCUUCGAGCAGUUCCGCCGGGCACUGCGGGAGAAGGAGGAGCGCGAGAAGGCCCUGAAGGCUCAGGCGGAGCAGGCGGAGAAGGAGCGCAUACGCAGGGAACAGGAGAAGCUGCGGGGUCGAGACGAGGAGGAGGUGAUGGAGGCCCCCCGCAGGGUCCACGAGGAGCCCCGCAGGCGGCAGGAGCAGCAGCACAUGCAGCCCCCACCCCAGCAGCAGCAGCCGCCGCCGCAGCAGCAGCAGCAGCCUGAGCCCCAGCCGGCCCCCGUCCAGCAGGCCGUCCAGCAGCCGCCCACGCCCCCCCAGCCCGCUGCACACAACCCCAUGGACCAACAGAGGGAGCUGGCGCGCCGUCGGGAGCAGGAGCGCCGGAGGAGAGAAGCCAUGGCGGCCACCAUUGACAUGAAUUUCCAAAGUGACCUAAUGGCUAUCUUUGAGGAGAAUCUGUUUUGAGGAAUGAAAGAAAGCAAUUGAAACCUAACUGCAAAAAAGGAAAAAAAUAAUAAAAUAACAACUACAAAAAAAUGGAACUAGUGCAAGGGGGACAGAGACGUCCUGUGGAGGCGGGUCGGAGAAAGCGGUCCGUCGGUGGAGGGGGUUACAACAUCAACAGAUCAACAACAGGGACAGAUGGGACGCAGAGGGGGGGCCCUAGGCCGCUGAGACAGACUUUUCGGGUUUCAACAGCUGAGCGGACAGAUGUGUAUGGCUGCUCGUGCCCUCGUGACAAAAGACAGUAGGAGGGUGGCGCGGGAUAACCGCCAUUGUUGCUGAUGUCAUUUCCUCAAGGACUUCCUGGCCCGCGGACUUCCUGGCCCGCGCCCCUUCGGGGGGGGGGGGGGGGGGGAAAUCCCGAUACGGUUUGUCUUCUCUCGCAGGCUGACCGGGCUGACGGUCCAAAAGGAGAAGGGGUUUGGAGGGGGGGGGGGGGGGGGGGAGGAGACAAAAAAAAACGACGCUCUGAAAAUGCUCUGAUAAUGUGCUGACAGACUGUGCCGCGGCAUUCUGUUCAACUGCCACAUGCCUGGUGUGGCGGAGAAAGACACUUUUUUUUUUUCUUUCCUUUUUUGUUUUGUGCGUGUGUGUGUGUUUUUAUUUGUGUUUGGUCUGCGUAGGUGACACACGUGAAAUGACGGUGACUCGGCACGGGAUGGGUGGGUAGGUAGGUAGAGGGGGGGGGGGGGGGGGGGGGGCCGGCGGGCAACUUCCAUACUGUAUAUCAUGUAUAUUUUCUCAAGCCGAGAAGGUACAGUUUGCCUUACAAACACACCUCUUUUUCCUAUACAAGAGCCUAUGUUCCGGGGCCCGGACACACAAACAAAGACCCCACAAUAACGGCAGUUAUACGGCCAGGAAUCUUUUCUUCAUGUACUCUCUACUGUAAAGAAGUAUUUUCUUACGCUACGAUUUAACCGGUUAUUUUUAUCCCCAGCCCCCCCCCCGUCCCCUCUAUUUCUCCCCCUUGCUCCCUUUAAUCCUCCUCACCAACACACUCCUCCAACUGCGUCUAUGCCAAACGACCCCCCCUCCCCAUCCUAAUACCUUUUAUUAUAAAGCCCUUUUCCUGAGAUGUGUAGGUAGCUAGCAAAAAAACUGCAUUCUCAUUAUAAUAGCAAGUAUUUAUCAAAGAAAGAUUCACCUUUUUUAUUUCCUAAUGCCUUGUUUAAUUGUACAUUUGGAACUACGGCGGGAGACGGAGGAGGGGUCAAGUGCGGCUGUUCUUGAACUUCUUCAGCAAGAAGCGACUUUCCCACUUUUAACUCCAUCACCCAUAGCAACGGUAAGAAUGGGCACAGUUUCGCCACCAUCGCAACCGACCAACAAACAUUUGUCGUCCACUGAACCAGGUUGUUUGGGCUGGGGGGGGGAGGGGGCCAAGUUGUUGCCCAUGUCCCUUUUUACUAGCCAUGAUUUACCAGUGCUCUGGUCCAUGCUAAGCAUUCUGGACGCAGAGAGUUUAGUCUUUGUGCAAAUUCCCAUAAUAGACACUGAACGACUUUAAUUUAUAGGCAACAGCAACUCACAACUGUUGAAACGGUGGCGGCGGUGGUUGAAGAGAACUCUCCCAGUGAUUUUAUUUUUUGUUUUUUUUACAAGAUGUCUUCUACUUCACUUAAAGGCACUCUGUUGCAAGUACAAAAAGCACGGUAAACAAUUGCAAAAGUUAUGCAGAAAACGUAAAAAAAAAAGUUAUUUGAUUUGUAUAAUUGUUCUUGUUGGAUAAUAGUGGAUGUGCGUUCUAAUACUUUUAUCUGAGACGUCGGUAGGAUUAAGGUUUGGUUGUUAAUCUGAAUGACUCGUUCUCUAAAUUCGUCUCCUGGUGUUUUUUCUCCAGUGCCUGUAUUGUAUUGCGAUUCUAGUUGGCUUCUAUUACCCAUAAGUUCUAAGAAGACGGGAGAAGGGACUUGGUUGCAUAAUAUUUGAUCAGGAGGAACAAUUUUUGAGUGUAUUAAUUCAUUAAAAAAAGUUAAAUUCAGCCUUUUACAUAUUUUACCCAUUAUCAAUAUUCAGGUUUUAAAAUCUAGUUUUAGCGGGACUUCUACGAGUGAGUGUACAAACCUGGCAACUCUUUUUCUCAUUUUGUUCAAUUGCAAAAUUUUACAGUAGAUGUUUCCAAGUUGCCACAUUAGCGUUGACUGUAAGUAUAGGUCUGUAUGUGUGAAUGUGUAUAAUUGAAUGCCUGUGUGGUUGUAUGUAUAUUAUUAUUUUAGGUUGUGAUGCAGGGAGCCAUGUUUACUGUUGUAGAUGAGGGAACUAUUGGUAAGGAGAGUAAACGAUGCUUCAGGAGAACUUGUUUCUCUGCUAAAGUCACCUUUUUUUAUUUCUUUGAAGUCCACCAUAUAUAUGCAUUAUAUAAUUUUUAUUAUUAGACAUUUUUUUUUAUAUAUAAAAAAGGUAACUUUUUUUUCAUUCCUUUUGAAAUACUUUUAUUUUCGUUUCCAUUGAGUUUGACGUUGUUGAACGACAUGUGCCAUGAGUUCUACAGAGAAUGUGCAGGCCUGCAGCCCGGUGUUAUUCAGGUAUUUUAAUUUGUAUCACAUUUGUUCUGUUUUUCUGGGGGGCUGUUUUGAGACAUUAUCCUCGAUUUUAUUAUUUUUUCGUUUGGUAUUUUGUGAGUGGUCUAUCGAGGUCUCUGAUUCAAUCUCUUACGAUCCUUGAAUAAACUCAUCUCUUUUAUAGAAAAUAAAAAAAUGAAAUAAA
Messenger RNA from Gadus morhua (Atlantic cod), 8481 nucleotides. It is a transcript of the gene brd4, whose product is annotated as bromodomain containing 4. Lineage: Eukaryota; Metazoa; Chordata; Actinopteri; Gadiformes; Gadidae. The transcript is spliced from 18 exons. Gene Ontology annotation, biological process: chromatin remodeling; regulation of DNA-templated transcription. The coding region runs from base 751 to 5733 and encodes 1660 amino acids. Gene Ontology annotation, cellular component: chromatin; nucleus. The record is from RefSeq and is a predicted model, not a curated record.